AUGUCAACUCAUCCUUUAGGCUCCGGAGCCACUGCCCUCUUUUCGCAACUGAAUCAAGGCGAACAAGUGACCUCGAAUCUACGCAAGGUGACAAAGGAAAUGAAGACUAACAAAGAUACGGCUCUACGUACCUGCGCUGACGAGGCAUCUCCCACUAAACCAACUCUGGCGCCAAAGCCUGGCAGUCGAAUGACUAUUAGCCAGAAGCCGCCGCUUUUUGAGCUUAGAAACAAUCAAAAAUGGAUUGUUGUGAGUCCUCGUCCUUGGCAAACUUUUCUAAUGAAGGGGGCUUCUGCUGACAUCUUGUUGUAUUUGUGUUCAAUUAAGUACAAGUGCUUGAAAGGGCGCUAA
This is a messenger RNA of Protopolystoma xenopodis, 351 nucleotides long. The record is from the annotation of a GenBank genome assembly. NCBI's taxonomy places the organism in Eukaryota, Metazoa, Platyhelminthes, Monogenea, Polystomatidea, Polystomatidae.